GCAGACUAGGGAGCGGGUCCCAGUGGGGAGGCCAGGGAGGAAACCGGGAGUCCAAGCUGGGCCUGGUAAUUCUGAGGAGGGAACCGGAGCCGAGCCCACGGCAACCAGACACUUGGAUCUGACUCUUCCCUUUUCCAUAAGAAGGGCUCAAAAGAGAAGGUUCAUCUCUUGCAAAUCUCAAAGCCAUGCCUCAGGAUGAACUAGAGUCUGCCCUUGCAGGGAUCAGUGUCAUUCAAGGAUGUGACUGUGGACUUCACCCAGGAGGAGUGGCAGCAGCUGGAUCCUGCUCAGAAGACCCUCUACAGGGAUGUCAUGUUGGAAAAUUAUUGCCACCUCAUCUCUGUUGGGUUUCACAUGACUAAGCCUGAUAUGAUCCGUAAGUUGGAACAAGGAGAAGAACUAUGGACAACAGAGAGAAUUUUUCCAAGUCAGAGCUACCUUGAAGAAGAUGGGAAAGCUGAAGAUGUUUUAGUGAAGUUCAAAGAAUACCAAGACAGGCAUUCUAGAUCAGUCAUAUUCAACCACAAAAGACUAAUUAAGGAAAGAAGUAAUAUUUUUGGGAAAACACUUACUAUAGGCAAAAACCGUAUUAUUUCAAAAACAGCACUAUGUGAAUAUAAGCCUGAUGGAAAGGUUUUUAAAAAUAUUUCAGAAUUAGUCAGUAGAAAUAUAAGCCCUGGAAGAGAGAAGUUUGGUGAGAGUAAUGGAUGGGAGAAAUCACUCCUCAAUUCUAAGAAUGAGAAAAUUCAUACUACAGUGAAUCUCUAUAAACAAACAGAAAGGAGUGUGAGUGGUAAACAAGAGCUUAUUCAACAUCAGAAGGAUCAAACUCCAGAGCAAUCAUUAGAUCAUAAUGAAUGUGAAAAAUCCUUCCUUAUGAAAGGAAUGUUAUUUACACAUACUAGGGCUCACAGAGGAGAAAAAUCCCUUGAAUACAAUAAAGAUGGAAUAGCCCUAAUUGAAAAGUCAAAUCUCAGUGUCCAUUCACAAACUCUUAUUGAGAAGAAACCCCAUACAUACAGCAAAUAUGGGAAGUUCCUCUGCAGGAAGUCCAUUUUUAUCAUGCAUCAGAGAUCUCAAACAGAAGAGAAACCCUUUCAUUGUCCUUACUGUGGGAACAGCUUUAGAAGGAAGUCAUAUCUCAUUGAACAUCAACGAAUUCACACAGGUGAGAAACCUUAUGUUUGCAAUCAAUGUGGAAAAGCCUUCCGUCAAAAAACAGCCCUCACUCUUCAUGAGAAAACACAUAUAGAGGGGAAACCCUAUAUCUGUAUGGAUUGUGGGAAGUCCUUCCGCCAGAAAGCAACUCUCACUAGACAUCACAAAACACAUACAGGGGAGAAAGCCUAUGAAUGUACUCAGUGUGGAAGUGCUUUUAGAAAGAAGUCAUACCUCAUUGAUCAUCAGAGAACUCACACAGGAGAGAAACCAUAUCAAUGUAAUGAAUGUGGGAAGGCAUUUAUCCAGAAGACAACCCUCACUGUACAUCAGAGAACUCACACAGGAGAGAAACCCUAUAUUUGCAAUGAAUGUGGGAAGUCCUUCUGCCAAAAGACAACCCUCACUCUCCAUCAAAGAAUUCAUACAGGGGAAAAACCCUACAUUUGUAAUGAAUGUGGGAAGUCCUUCCGCCAGAAGGCAAUCCUCACUGUUCAUCAGAGGAUACAUACAGGAGAGAAAUCCAAUGGAUGUCCUCAGUGUGGGAAAGCCUUUAGUAGGAAAUCAAACCUCAUUCGCCACCAGAAAACUCACACAGGAGAGAAACCAUAUGAAUGUAAAGAAUGUGGGAAGUUCUUCAGUUGUAAGUCAAACCUCAUUGUACAUCAGAAAACUCACAAGGUAGAAACCAUGGGAAUUCAGUAAAGGAUACGACUUUUUUGUCAAACCUUAAAUAGUAAACUUUAAAUAAAAUAGUACAUGGUGUUGCUUGCAAGUAUAUUGGUAUAUAACAGUUUAAGGUACUAUACCACAUAUUUGCCUAUUGUUUGUGAGCCUAUAAAACACAAAAAGAAUGACUAAUGACAAAAGUCAUUGAAAAUACAACCCGAAAUUUUUUAUUAUUAGAUUCACCAGGCAUAAACUUCCUCUGUCAAGUUUCUACAAACAUUUAAAAUUGCUUAUUUUCAAUUUCAGUACAUAUAUUCUUGUGACCCAGUAAUAAACAGUUCUGCCAGUGGUCCAUGGACCACACUGUGAUCAGAAGUGUUUUAAAAGAAAGGAAGUGUGAACUGUAUUUCUCAUUGCAAAUAUGAAGUAAAAAUUAGUUGUUACUUCCUCAAAAUUUACCACAGUUAUGACUUCUAACAUUACAAAUUAGGUUUUGCAUAUUAUGAACCUUUAUAUAAAUUGGAUUAUACAUCAUGUAUUCUCUUUAUAUAAAUUGGAUUAUACAUCGUAUAUUCUGUAUAUGGCUUGUUUCAUUCCUCAUUAUGUCUCUAAAACUCAUCAUUAGUGCAUGUGGCAGAAGUUCAUUUAUUUCCAUUCUAUAUAGAAUUCCAUCAUAUGAUUAAAUUACAGUUUAUCCAACUACUGCUGUGGACUUUUUCAUUGUUUACAGCUUAGGAUCAUAAUAAAUAGUGCUUCUGUGAACAUA
Molecule: messenger RNA, 2593 nt
Organism: Leopardus geoffroyi (Geoffroy's cat)
Lineage: Eukaryota; Metazoa; Chordata; Mammalia; Carnivora; Felidae
Gene: ZNF382
Product: zinc finger protein 382
Exons: 5
Coding region: 313-1863 (516 amino acids)
Biological process (GO): negative regulation of transcription by RNA polymerase II; regulation of immune system process; regulation of cytokine production
Source: RefSeq, a predicted model, not a curated record